This is a messenger RNA of Pseudozyma hubeiensis SY62, 3987 nucleotides long. RefSeq names its product ankyrin repeat protein. The record is from RefSeq and is a predicted model, not a curated record. Gene Ontology annotation, molecular function: protein binding. The transcript has a single exon. Lineage: Eukaryota; Fungi; Basidiomycota; Ustilaginomycetes; Ustilaginales; Ustilaginaceae. The coding region runs from base 1 to 3987 and encodes 1328 amino acids.
AUGCUGCGCAACGCUGUCAGUCGCACCACCCUCAAGGCCGUCGGUCAGGGCGGCCUCGGUGGCUCCUCCAGUCAUGCAGACGGUAUGCAUCCAAACCUCGGUCUUCACAGCGCUGCUGCCACCGGAAACAUCGGCCUUGUCAAGUUUGCUCUCGAAAACGGCCAACCAGCCAACAGCAACCUCAAUGGCAUUUUGCCUCUCCACGCUGCCUGCUCCGGUGGCAGCGAACAGAGCGUGCGCAUGCUCAUCCUGCACGGCGCCGAUGUCAACGCUCCACGUCUCAGGGCAAAGGGCUCCGCAGCUGGACCAGGUGCCGAAGGAUCCACCCCCCUCCACUUUGCUGCUGCCAACGGCCAUCUCGAGAUCGUGCGCAUCCUCCUUGAGGCCGGUGCGCGCCCCGCUGCCGCUGACAAAGAAGGCGUCACCCCGGAAGCGCUCGCGCUCGGCGCAGGUCACAUCGAAUGCGCCAACCUCGUUCGUUCCUGGAUCUCGGCUUACGGGUCCAACGGCUUGGCCGGUAUGGUUGAAUCGCGCGAGACCGUCAGCGGCGACGUCACUCUGGGUCCAGCAGGCUACAUCCGUUACGCUGCCUCUGGUGGAAGCGCUUCUCCCCUUCCAUCUACAGCCGCACCAUCUGCCGCCAACUCGACUCCCGCCUUGUCCAGCACACCUCAAGCUGCCGUUCCUCAUUCCGCAACCAAGUCAUUCAGCACUGCUUCCACCUCGAACCUCACGACGCAGUCGUCCUUCGACACGCUGCCAGCCAACAAGAGCGGAUCGCUCUCAAAGACCAGCUCCAAUCCGAACCUGCGAAAUCAGGUCUCCUCGUCUGCGACGCCUCCUCUACCCGUCGCGUCACCCACGUCUGUAUCCGUCGCUUCAUCUCCUCAUCCAGCAUCGGCAUCAGCAUCGACAAUCGCGACGCCCGUCACAGCUGCAACCUCCCCGCGGAUGACCACCUUCCCAUCCACUCAGCAACCGUACGAGCCGGUCAGCGUCGCUACCGCCAUAGGAUCAGGAAGCGUUCGCGAGUCUAAAAGGCGACCGUCGCUGCCGUCGAUCUUGGAGAAAGCUGCGCAUCCGGCUGCAUCCUUGCGAGCGGCUCUGGCCAGCGGCUCGUCGGCUCACACGGGCUCCAUCAGCUUUUCGCAGGCAUCAUCUGUCAGACAACCAGACGUCUCGUACGACGCCAAUAGUUUGAGCCCUGGCAAAAGACCUGCCAAGCUUGCAGGCAAGCGCAGCCUGUCCAACAUUCUUAGAAAAGCCACCGGCUCGAACCCGAUCGGCAGUCAACAGCAGUCGACGCCAGCUUCACAGCACUCUGGUUCCUCCUACGCCGACACGACCGCUGCUGCUAACAACUACAUGCUGAGUGGUGGCGCGAUCAACAUGGACGCGCUUGCGAAGCCUGGCCGAAAAGCUGGCAGGCCAUUCGAGCACCAACGCCCCUCGGCCGCCUCCUCCCUCCGCGGAACGCGACGCAAUACAGCUGGCGAUAGCUCAGCUGAGGACCAAGAGGCAUGGAGACAUGUUCCGAUAACACCUGCCACGCUCUCCGAAUCGCGGACGGAAGCUGGCGCGUUGAACCAGCCGCGCACGCUUCGAAGCACUUCCUCCUCUUCGUCACUUUCAGCAGCUCGCGAUCUGUUCAUUGCCGAUAAUCAGCGCAGAGCCCGUGCCGGCUCCAACGAGCGGGUCACUAGCAACUCGCGUCUGCCGCAACGUGCCAACGCUUCGCUCGACCUGCUGCGCCCGAUAGGUUUCCUUGGACAGAGCGACGACCCAACAGCAUCAAGAAAGAGCAUGGACAAGUACAGGGUGAAUUCCAAUCAAAACAGCCGCAUCGAUGCCAUCAUGCGUGCAGGUCUCGCUCUGCCAUCAGCCUCAGGAUCGACGUCUAGCAGUCAGCAAGCUGGAGCAUCGUCCAACGCACCGCACUUCGCCAGCAGGGACAGGUCGGUGAGUGGGUCUAGUUCCCAAAGCGCUGCGACCACCGACAAUGAUGGGCAAACGGUGGAAGAGACCGCGGAUGAAGACGAUCUACAGGAGUUUCUCGAUCACAGCGCUUCCCAGACUGGUGACAGCACCUUGGAUGGCGGUGAGCGGCACGAUUCACAUCGGCUUCCUGCAGGACUACGUACCAUGACCGCGCUUCGGCAGCAGAGCAGCAGGGACGCCGGAGACACUUUGAUGACCGACCCAGCAGCUCCGGCUCACUCCCUCGUCAAUGCGCCCGGGGCCUUACAAGACGGAAACCCGAGCCACAGCAGCAGCAAUACGCCGCUCACUCGCGUCACGCGCGAUCGAUCCGGCAGCCACGUCUCUGCCGUGAGCUCAGGCUCUCAAUCCGGUCACAGCUCCCGCGGUACGGACUUUGGCCAGCGAAACUCGCCGGGUCUUGCCGCGGGCUAUCAGGCCAUGUCCAUCGCCGAGGAGAAUGGGUUGACAUUGUCCGCCGGCCCUGCAUCGACAGCAGGCACUUCAAUCUCAUCUCUGAGCCGAGCCGGUCGAGCUCCUUCAGUCACCGAAAGCAUCACGAGCCAUGCUUCGUCAUCGUCGCUUCGUUCCAACUUUCUCAGCGCGGCCGAGCAGGCCCAAGCCAUUCUAAACCACGAAUCGCCCUACACGUCUGACGGUCCGGAUGGCACAAGCACCUCGUUGGCGGCGCAGCUCGCUGCCUACGGAGAAGCAUUAGCUGUGGAGCGGAAGCGAGCUGGAGACGUACGGAACGGUUCCUCGCCCGCCCUGAGCGCACGAGGAAGCAACGCAGCACUACGCUCUAAGCUGCCAAGCGUCAGCGAGGAUCAAUCGCCUUCGCGAUCCGCGAGUCACAAUUCGCGCAGCUUUUCGGUGAGCGAACAGCGCCACCCCAACUUGCCCGCAACCGCCGCACAGUCUUACAAUCGACGCGUGUCUCGCAGGCCGCACAGCAGCGAAGGCCAACAGGACGCAGCCAAACGCGGUACGUUCGGUUCGGUCACCACGACGAUCGGCCCUUCGACACUGUCUGCAACGGACAAAGCCAGGCUAGGGCUCGACAGGAGUCCUGCACCAAGUCACGCCAAUGAAAAGGUAGCGGCGCACGACUCGCGAGGCGUAUCGCCACACACGAUUGAUGUUCGCCGAGAGGGAUCGCCUCUGCCGCAACACACGGCACAGGGCCACGCCGAGGUCGCUGCAGCACCUGGCCCUAGCGAUCGACCCGCCGCCGCGAUGCCGACCAAGGGUCAACCUCGACGUCGUCACGAGCCCGUGACGCUCAGCUCCGCCUCGAUCUUACCGCUGGACACGGCGACACCAAACCCUUACGCAACGGGUGCAGCCGCAAUCGAUGUUGACGACGAAGACGAUCCCAAAACUCCUGUUCUGGGCGGUGACAGGGCGACGAUGGACAAGUUUGCUACUUCGACGCGCAAUCUGCAUCAUCACAGCCCGUCGUUGCCAACAGAACUCGAAUCGUAUACUACGGCCAGAUUUGAACGUCUGCCGGAUAUCGUGCCGGCCGGUGGCAGCGGUCCUGACAGCAGCACGGGCAGUGCAGCGCCGCCCAGACCACCGCCCCGCAAAGAGUCGAUCCACCCCUCGGGCCUCGGUCUAGACAGUCCCAGCAUCAGCAGCGACAGUCAAACGCUGACGCCCGAUUCGGUCCAAUGGCAGUCAUGGCGAGCCGAAGACGGGACGGUCGGUCGCGGCGAAGACAGUUCGACCCAAGAGAAGCCAACAAGAUCCACCUCUUCCAGUCGAUGGGACGGACUGAGAAGGCCGAGCCUCAAUAUGCUGCGAAGCGUGACUUCCUCGUCGACAAAUUCGCAGACACCGAGCCACGCUUCCUUCAGCGGCAGCGCAGAGGAUCACGGCCACAGCCGAUGGUCGACCGAGGACAGCACCGUGCUUGACAAAGCAGAGCAACAGGCUUCAAGUGGUGGGAGCUCCAGCAAGCGCGGAUUGGUGCGCAACCUUUUGCAUAAGGCCAAGGGAACAUCCUGA